Molecule: messenger RNA, 802 nt
Organism: Bombus pascuorum
Lineage: Eukaryota; Metazoa; Arthropoda; Insecta; Hymenoptera; Apidae
Gene: mRpS24
Product: small ribosomal subunit protein uS3m
Exons: 3
Coding region: 175-669 (164 amino acids)
Biological process (GO): translation
Cellular component (GO): mitochondrion
Source: RefSeq, a predicted model, not a curated record
AUUUGCACUUUUUUCACUUAUAUAGUUGAAAGUCUAAAUAUAUUUUGAGAGUUUGGUACUACUGCCACGAAUUCAAAUUGUUAAAUUCAGUGUUCAAUGUAUUAAAUAUUACCAAAUUUGAAAUAUAAUAUAAAUAUAAUUUUUGUUUAAUUAUCACACAAAUAGUUAAAAAUAAUGAGUUUAAUACCACGUCUACGUCCUAUAUUAAUUAAUCAAAAUAAUGUUGCGAAAAGGUAUUUACAUGUCAGUACAGUACUUCAUAAAACACAAGCUGGACGUUAUAGACCAAAACCAAAGGUAGUGCAAUCAUUGACAUAUGAAAUGGCAUAUGCACCACAUGAAAUUGCUGCCAAAAAGUCAUGGAACUCAUGGAAUACAUCAAAUGUAAAGGAUGGUAAUAGGCCAUCAGAAACUACUAUGGAAGAUUUGUUUAUUCGAAAUUUUGUACAAGGAACUUGGCAUGGAUUGUUUGCAAGCGAGAUAAUUAUUAAGCGUCAACACAACAUCGUAAGAAUCGCUGGUAUUGUUAUGCGCAAAAUAUCAGCCGUGAAAAUGCAUUUUUUACUUGGUUAUACUGAAGAACUUUUGAGCUAUUGGUUACAUUGUCCAGUAAAGAUGGAAAUAGUAACAGUAAAUGAUAAAGAUGAUGUUAUAUAUAAAAUUAUUUAACAUGUUCAUAGAUCUUAAUUAUUCUGAUAUAUAGAUCUAGGGACUGUGAAGAUGUUAAUCGUAGCCAUAAUUGUUAUAAUUAAGCUAUAGUUGUUAAAAUUACAUUGUAUAAAUAAAAGUAAAUUUACAAUUA